AUGCAGAGUUUGGCAUCGCAAUCGUCGACUCCAAGGCCUGGAGAGCGGGGACUGGGGGGAGGGAGAGGAGGCCUUCUUGACAUGCUCUUGAUUACGGGAUUCUCCACCGAAUUGGCUCUGGAAUUCGUUCGUAGCCUGCUGUCUCAUGAAUAUGCAAUCCGGGAUUACCCCCGAAAAAUAUCAAAAGCCAGUUGGCUAGAUGCCAAUGGGCCAUGUCGGAUUACACAACAGCUCGUGGUUUUUGGGCAAACUUACCUUGGGUGA
Molecule: messenger RNA, 264 nt
Organism: Paracoccidioides brasiliensis Pb18
Exons: 2
Coding region: 1-264 (87 amino acids)
Source: RefSeq, a predicted model, not a curated record